AACAAUUGUUAAGGAAAUUGUUAAGCUAUUGCCAGUUCUCAAACGGUAUGUCACACAGGUGAGCCCCAGCUGCUCUUCUUUGCCGGACGCACUGACCACUUCUACCCGUUCGAGGAUGAUGACCAGGGCAUUCAACGCCACUUCCCGUUCCGUCACCGGGUCUUGUUUGGUGCAACGCAGCUGCCAAAAGUCGAAUUGCCUGCUAAAAGCCCAGUUGCUCACGGGAAUUUCCACUUGACAUCUCCAUCUCCCAUCAAGGUUCCCACUUUCCAUCCCCGCGAUUCAGUUCCAACCAAAGACGGCAGCUUUCCACAGCUCCGAGACUGCAACAAUAACAGCACGACAAACAGCGACAAAGAGUACCAAAGAACAAGAAAAGACGCUCAACCGGCUGCGUCCCCGAUACGGCCAUCAAAAACAGAAUGGGCGUCUCCUUCUCGAGCUCCAAGUCCUGAGGACAACACCACCACCACCACCAUGUCACUCAUCCCAUACCACCCCCGCGAAGGGCGAGAGAUUGUGCUCCGCCAUCGCAAUGCCAUCGUCGUCCGCGAUCCCCUCACGCAGCGCCUCGAGAUCCGUGGCCUCCAGCUUCACGAAUGUCCCACCUGUCAUCAGCCCCUGCGAACUUCUUCCGAGAGUCAUGUCGAUGAUGACUCGGACCGACGCGAGUCCUACGUCGACCCCGACUACUUUCGUAUGUUGCGCGACGGCCACAACGGUCAGGGUCCCUCCAACCCACGCCCGCCCUCGAGCCCCAUCCGCCGCUUGGUCCGUCCUGUCCCCGCUAUAGACGAUCGGGGAAACCAAGUUGGCGUCCACAAUGCCGAAUUCGUCAGCAGCGAGCCUGUACCCCCCGAGACCACUCGCAUCAAGAAAGAGGCUUUUGCCCCAAACUAUUUCGAAACCUUUUUCCACGAGGAGCGCACCCUCGGCCGCGGUGGCAAGGGCGUCGUUAUGCUGGUGCGCCAUGAGAUUGACGGUUGCAACCUGGGUCAUUUUGCUUGCAAGCGCGUGCCCGUUGGCGAUGACCACGCCUGGCUGGGCAAGGUGCUUGUCGAAGUCGAGUUGCUCGCCAAACUGUCACAUCCAAACUUGGUCUCGUACCGCUUCUCGUGGGUCGAGGAUGUCAAGAUCAACAAGUUCGGCCCCAAAGUCGCAUGUGCCUUCAUUCUCCAGCAGUACUGCAACGGCGGUGAUCUGCAGCAGUAUGUCAUUGGCGACCUGCUCAAGGAGCCAACCAUAGAGGAGAUCAAGGCCCAGAGACGCCGCCGAUCCAAGGGCUUCAUCGAACGGCCUAGCGUGACACAGCGCCAGUUGCCCUUUAAGGACAUCUUCUCGCUGUUCAAGGACAUCACUUCCGGUCUAGCUUACCUCCACGCCGCCAACUACAUUCACAGGGAUCUCAAACCCAGCAACUGCCUUUUGCAUCGCGAGGGUGGUCGUACCAGCUGUCUCAUCAGUGAUUUCGGCGAGGUUCAGCCCGAAAACGCCGUGCGUAUGUCAACAGGGUCGACUGGUACCAUCUCUUACUGUGCUCCCGAAGUCUUGAUCAAGGACGCCAAUGGCAAGUACGGUAACUUUACGGCAAAGUCGGAUAUCUUUUCUCUCGGAAUGAUUCUCUACUUUAUGUGUUUCGGGAGGUUGCCGUAUGCCAAUGCUAAUUCGCUCCACGAAGAGCUGGAGGACAUUGAUCUCUUACGUACUGAGAUCACGGACUGGAAGGGUUUCGAGGAUGAACGACGCGAGCGCCCUGACCUCCCAGCAAAGCUAUACCAGCUGCUCAAGCGGCUUCUUUCCAUCAACCCAGCCGAGCGUCCGAGUGCAAAUGAAGUUUUGAGUGCUAUGAAGAAUGAGUCAAGCUUAGACGGGGUGGGAGGGAACUCUACCGGUCCCAUUCCAUCGAUUGGCCUAGCCGGGCGGAGGAUACAGGAUCUUGAUUCUCCCAUGCCUCCCAGCACGCCUGUGCCAGGUCAGUCACCCGCCCCGUCCUCCCCAGAUGCACCUUCACUGACCACUCCUCCGCAAACAGACCACAGACAUGCCAAAGUGUCUUCAUCUUCAGACGAGGAUCUGCCUUUGUCAGUUGAUGGUUACACACCAGUAUUCGAUACCCACCAAAACGGUGCAUCCGAUCAUCGUCCCCACGACACGCGUACGCAGUCGCAAUCAUUGACGCUGUCAAGGAACGGCAGCGUCGUCUCCCCGCACCCAUCUCCACCAGCCAUCACAACCCCUUUGCUCAUGCCACCGCCUAGCACCCGGCUUGAGCAGAUGAAGCACCGCGCAGUGCUGACACGAUAUCACGCUGGGAGGUGGCUGGACGCAAAUGGUCUUUCCUCCGGAGUGCUGCUUAGGCUUGCCUUUUUGGGCAUCAAAAUCUUCUCGCUGUCAUGGAUCUGCUGGCCCUAUACUUCCAAUAUUGGUAUUCUGACAUCGGUUUUUGCCCUGGCGAUUCUGGACCUGCUGAACCCGGUUGGGAGCCCGGAACCAAGAAGAGGAAGCAAUGCCAUGCUUGGGGUCUCUCCCGGGAGUAGGCGAGGAAGCAGCAACGAGCAAUUGAACAACCACAACAGCCAGUUGGAUGACCAUGAUGGGCACAUGGUUAGGGUCACUCCUGACACAGCUCCUGCCUACGACAACGAACAGUACUGGAGGACGGGAACGAUGGUAGGUUGGAAAACAAGUGUUUCCCUGUUGUUGUUACAUUUCGCAAUUCUAUGGGUCACAAAUCACAUGGGCUUGCUCUGUGCCGUACAGGCCGGGCAUGGUAGAUGGUCCCACUGGCCACCUCCGGAUCUGCCACACGAUGAGAUUGUUUGAUGGCCACAACCACUUUUGGGGUUAUCGGCUUGCUACUCUAGAGCAUUUCGUUUCACAGCAGGGCAAGCAAGAAUCCGGCGUCAGGGGAAAAGGUCACAUGGCAUGGGUUGGGGUCAUAUUGCAACAGGAAAAAGACAGUUUGCUUGAGUUCGGGCGCCCAAGCACAAAAGGAAGUUCGAACUCAUCAGUCGAGGGAACAGAUACCAGUUAUGUCGAAUCAUGGUGUAUAAGUCUGGGCGGG
Neurospora tetraspora is the source of this 3064-nucleotide messenger RNA. Its product is annotated as kinase-like domain-containing protein. The transcript has 2 exons. The coding region runs from base 478 to 2823 and encodes 781 amino acids. The record is from RefSeq and is a predicted model, not a curated record. Gene Ontology annotation, biological process: protein phosphorylation. Gene Ontology annotation, cellular component: cytosol; nucleus; cytoplasm. NCBI's taxonomy places the organism in Eukaryota, Fungi, Ascomycota, Sordariomycetes, Sordariales, Sordariaceae. Gene Ontology annotation, molecular function: ATP binding; eukaryotic translation initiation factor 2alpha kinase activity.